AAUGAAUAGAAAUAAGAAAAUUUUCAAAAGAUUGGUGAAUAUCAUUCAUAGAUCAAAACGUUAAAUGUGUGACUAUAUAAAGGUCCUUAUUUUCAACAAAUGAUUUCCUCGAUUAACACGGUCAAUUGACACAUUAAAGACGAACAAUAUAUGUACAUUUGUGCGACGUUUAUAUAAAAUCACAGAGAAUUGUGGCAGGAAAGUUAAUAUAGAUAGUUAUGAUGAAGAAUUUGAAACUACUGAACAUGGUUCAAUUUAUCAGAUAAUUAACUUUACCGAAGGAGGAUAAUCAAAAGAAUAAAACGACAUGUUAGAGAUUCUUGCAUUUGUGCCUACAUUUUCAAAGCUUCGAGGCAGUCCAAAUGAUGACUGGAUAGACCGAAUGUCGCAUGUUUAUACAACAUCGAUAUUGAUCAUCUUCACAGUUGCAGUCAGUUCAGGUCAAAUUUUUAAACAUCCAAUACAAUGUUGGGUUCCGGCAGAGUUCGAAGAAUCGAUGGAGUGGUAUACAGAGUACCAUUGCUGGAUUAAGAAUACGUACUACGUUCCCAUGCUUGAAGAAAUCCCGGAAAAUAUUUCCGAACGUCAGGAUGCAGAAAUAACGUAUUACCAGUGGGUUCCUUUGAUUUUGCUUUUCAUGGCAGUCUUAUUUAAAUGUCCAAAUGUCGUUUGGAGAAUAUUUAACGACGGAUCUGGAAUGAAUCUAGAUCAAAUGGUACUCUUCGCAGAACAAACUCAACUUGGAUCGCCAAAAGAUCGCAAUAAGUCUAUAAAAUCUCUGGCUAAUCUUAUGGACAAAUGGUUGGACUCCAACGUUGAAAAGAACUUAACCUUUAUUAACAGGAAAAAGGCUGGGAAGUAUUUAACAAUUCUUUUCCUUUUUGUCAAGGUCUUGUAUGUUUUAAAUGCAUUUGGACAAAUAUUCCUUUUGAACGCUUUCCUUUCUACUAAAUACAGCUUUUAUGGUUUUGAUUUUUUCGAAAACUGGAAAAGCAAUAGACCAUGGAGAGAUUCCCCAAGAUUUCCAAGAGUAACCUUAUGCGAUUUUCAAAUUAGACAGCUCCAGAACGUACAGAGAUUUACUAUUCAAUGUGUUUUACCUAUCAACCUAUUCAACGAGAAAAUUUUCAUCUUUAUAUGGUUUUGGUUAAUUUUCAUCACUUUUUUGGCAGUAUGCAAUCUAUUCAUGUGGAUUUACUUGGUCAUACUGAACACCAACAAAAUACAGUACUGUAGAAAGUAUCUGAAAAUGAAUCACGAGCUCCAUAAAAAGUUUGAUAAAAAACUUUGCCGCAAGUUUGCAGAAAAUUACAUGCGUGAUGAUGGCGUUUUAGUGCUGCGAGUUAUUGCGAACAAUGCGUCUGAUUUGGUCGUGAACGAUCUCGUUAUGGAGCUAUGGAAAAUAUACAAAAACAAGAAUGAUCAGAAUACCACGACAGGUGAAGAUGCCCCACUAUUGAAUCCAGUUGUUAAAACAAACCUUUGAAUAAUGAGAAUAAUCAAAUUUCCCAAUGCAAUACAUAUUAGGCUUGUACUUCUGUAAAAAAGAAAAAUGUUUUCGCUCGAUAAUCUAUGAAUUUUACUAUUUAGUGUAUUAAUUGAUCUAUGACAGCAAUUGUCUUACAAACUUUAAACAUGCAGUGUCUUAUAGCUGUUUUAUCCGAUUAGUUCAGCAAAAUGACAAGAUGCUCAAUUUUAUUUACAUCAUAAAUUGUUAACAGCAAAUGCAUGGAAAUUAAUACAUAACGAUUUCUAAUUUUAUAAACAGACUUGUACUUUUUAUUCUAUAUUAAGGAUGUACUUAGGUCAGGCUUGUGAAUUUUUGUCAAAUGCUCGGAUUCCUUGUUUUUUUUUCUUACGAUGCAGGGUAAAAUAUUUUGCCACAUAACACCCAUUUUUCUUUUCAUAUAAGUCUUCAAUAGCUCAUAAAAGGUCAUUUACCAAAAUUUAAGCAAAUUCUAUCUUUCUUUUCUUUCGAUUUGAGACUCAAAUAAAAUCAAUGCCAAUAUAAGGUAAAAGUCCGAGCCAGCCUUUUCCCGCCACAUUUAAGAAAAUAAAUAUCUCUGAAAGGAGCUUUUUAAAUUUGUCACUUGUAACGUACAAGAACUUUUAAUUUGAAUCAUAGCCAAUGUAGUUUAAGUUUUAUAGUUUUAUAGUUUUUUAUUUUAUGUUUUAAAAGCUUUACUUUGUUUGGUCACUCACAAGUUGUUUAAAACAUUUCAACUAUUAAAAUGUUACUACAUGUAUAUCAAAUCAACAUAACAGCUUUAAUCGUAUACUCCAUCUUUGACAGUCGAAAAAAACAAGAAGACCCCAAUAGAUGUAUGGUGAAAAUUAGAAUUCACUAUACUCUCUGUGAUUAAAACAUAUAUUUUUCUCAUA
Molecule: messenger RNA, 2382 nt
Organism: Mytilus californianus (California mussel)
Lineage: Eukaryota; Metazoa; Mollusca; Bivalvia; Mytilida; Mytilidae
Product: innexin unc-9-like
Exons: 2
Coding region: 308-1486 (392 amino acids)
Source: RefSeq, a predicted model, not a curated record